This is a messenger RNA of Ramularia collo-cygni, 3438 nucleotides long. RefSeq names its product related to sodium-calcium exchangers. The coding region runs from base 1 to 3438 and encodes 1145 amino acids. Gene Ontology annotation, cellular component: membrane. The record is from RefSeq and is a predicted model, not a curated record. Lineage: Eukaryota; Fungi; Ascomycota; Dothideomycetes; Mycosphaerellales; Mycosphaerellaceae. The transcript has a single exon. Gene Ontology annotation, molecular function: monoatomic cation transmembrane transporter activity. Gene Ontology annotation, biological process: monoatomic cation transport; transmembrane transport; intracellular calcium ion homeostasis.
AUGUCCGCGCGAAUGAGCAUGACCACACGUCGAACGAGGCCGAAUGCGCCCAGACGAGCCAAAUACCGAGCUGCACGAGCCUUUUACCUGACCUGCUUCCUGGGGACAUGUUUCGCGACAUAUGCCCUGCUGAGCCACACCUACGGACCGACACAAUCGCAAGAGCUGCACAUCAACAGGAGGAGUCUGAAUUACGAUGCCCCGCUACACAUCUUCGGCGUCGAUGACAUUGGCCCGCAGGCCAGCGAGGAUGACAUUUGUCGCCAGGUGCACAAGGCAGAGGACAAAUGCGCCUACAUCCAUGCCCACUGUCCCGAAGACGAGGGUGGAUUUACUGCCUAUCUGGAUCUCUACUACUGCCGGCUGACAGGUCGCCUCCAGCCAGUGGCAUUCAUGAUCCUCAUCGCAUGGCUGGGUUUGCUGUUUUCCACUAUUGGCAUUGCAGCAAGUGACUUCUUCUGCAUAGACUUGAACACCAUUGCCGGCAUUCUGGGUAUGAGCGAGAGUAUGGCAGGUGUCACGUUCUUGGCCUUUGGCAACGGCAGCCCCGACGUCUUCUCCACAUUCGCGGCGAUGAGCACCAACUCUGGCAGUCUGGCCGUGGGCGAAUUGUUCGGUGCUGCCGGCUUUAUCACGGCUGUUGUGGCGGGCAGCAUGGCUCUGAUCCGGCCCUUCCAUGUCGCGAAGAAGAGCUUCGUACGAGAUGUGGGCUUCUUCAUCGUGGCAGCUGCGUUCAGCAUGGUAUUCCUCUUGGACGGAAGAUUGCACUUUUGGGAGUGCAUUGCCAUGGUUCUCUACUACAUUUUCUACGUGGCGUUUGUCGUGGCGUGGCAUUGGUGGCUUGGAAGGAGGAGAAGGAGAAGAGAAAAGGACGCGGCAGCGAGAGGGCAUUUUCUUCAUCCCGCAGAUGAACUGGAAGGCGAGAACGAGCCUUACCAUGACGAUCCAGAAGAUGCGCCGUCUCCGCGCCCGAGCUUUUCGCGUGGUGUAUCUCGCGAGGAUUGGUCCGCAUUGGAAAAUGGAGCACAGGAACCCUUUGAAGAUGCUACCACAAACGAGGACGAAGAAGAGGUAGCUCGAGAUCGCUGGAUGAGUGAACUGGCGAGCAAUAUGCGUCUCACGCGGCCUCAGCAAUCCAGGUCYAGGAAGAACACGGUUUCGGCUGUACGGCCCUCCCUCGUUGGUGCCUUGGAAUUUCAGGCCGUGUUGAAGAGUCUGCACAAGUCUAGGAACAUCCAGACGAUCCCAAUGCACUCACGGCGCUUUUCCGACGACCCUACCUUCACGACCUACCAACAGCAGGACCACAUGGCUUCGGAGACCGAUCCUGGAGUACGGCCGCCUUAUGAGGUUCUCGUCACGGAUGAAAGCUCACCCAUGCUCGUACGGCCAGAGCUAGAAGGGCAGUCCGCUAUUUCCGCUCCCGCUGCGAGAACGAGAGCAGUCAGCGCGAAUGAUGCUGCGACUUUGGGAGUGAACCGAAAGCUGCAGCGACUGAGUCCCAUCCAAACUCAAGGUGACCUCAUCGAAGUCGCAAGUGAAGAUAGUGGGGAAAGAUCUAGGUCGCAGUCACUUCUCGGCGUCCCAUCCGCUUCGGGACAGCCAGUGUCACCGACUGUGCGACUAGAACCUGCAACACCGAGAAAGGAUGCGCCGAUUCAAAGGGAACGCUCGACUUCGAGUGCUCGUCGCAGGAACCAGCCAUCCGAUCUGUUGGCUCCUCCUGGUGACCUUGACAGCCGGGCAGGCAGAAGCCAUCACAGCCGCUCAAGUUCCUCUGACCUUUUAGUUCCACCUGGAUUGGUGUCUCCUGGGCCACAUCAAGUGGGAGACUAUUUCAUCUCAAAGCCCCUUUCCCGUCAAGGCACUGAUGAGUCGAUGAAGGAUGCCGCCAGUCCCGUGCCGCGCGCUGGCAGACUGCCAAAGAUUCAGAUUCCAGACCACGGUCGUUCACCUCCCUCAUCUCGUGGCACAAGUCCAUUCCCAGCCUAUCGGGAUUAUCCUUCGCCCUCCAUGACAGCGAGCACUCGCUCGCCCGUGAGCUAUCGAGCGCCUAGCAUUCGCCUGCCAGAUGCCGAAACAAUAGGCUCGCCAGAAACGAUUCCGGCAGAUCAGAGCGCCGAACAAGAAGUCGUAAGACGGCCGGGUAAGCUCGCAAAGUUCUGGCCGUACAGGUUCUUCCCUCCACCUGGCGUCAUCAUCAGCACGCUGUUUCCCACCAUCUACCACUGGGCGGAGAAGACGUGGUGGGAGAAGUGUCUCGGGAUUGUGGCCGCGCCUAGUGUGUUUUGUCUCACAAUAACGCUACCUGUGGUGGAGAGCGAAAGGGAGAGCUCCGAUGAGAUGACAAGAAGGGAUCUGUCUUAUGACUCUGCCAGGACUGUGCCGUCGAGGAGAGAUUUCAGUCUUGAAUCCGCAACAAGUGCACAGAGCAUUGGUGCGGCACUUAAGGGGAUCGAUUCGGAGUUCUUCCUGGAUGAUGCGGCCCAUCCGCCCUCCACACCUGGCGGCCCAACUGUUCACCAUCCGCACCGCGUCAAUUCUGGGGGACUGGCUGGUCAUGGCAAUUCUGCGAGUGUUGCUGCCGCCACCGAAUCCCAUCGUAGUGACUGGAGCUCACCAAUGAUCUCGGCCGAGCCGCAAACUCUCCAGGCCACGGACAUGCAAGCAGAACCACAACUCUGGAAUCGCUGGCUUACAAUCAUUCAACUCUUCACGGCGCCCAUCUUCAUCCUUCUAGCCAUCUACAUCCAGGCACCCGACGCUCUACCGCCAAGCUGGUUGAUCCGUCCAUCUCUCAUCUGCUUGCUCAUCUCUGUCGUUCUCUUGGUCCCUCUAUUACUAACGACCACCCCAUUCCACCGCCCUCAUCCUUACCGCAUCAUCCUCUCCCUCGUCGGCUUCGUGGUCUCCAUAGCAUGGAUAUCCGCCAUAGCCUCCCAAGUCGUCGGAGCGCUCAAAGCCCUGGCCGUGAUCCUCAACAUGUCCCACGCCAUCAUGGGCCUCACCAUUUUCGCCGUUGGCAAUUCCCUCGGCGAUCUCGUCGCGGAUGUCACAGUCGCCAAGCUAGGAUAUCCCGUCAUGGCACUCAGCGCCUGUUUCGGCGGUCCCAUGUUGAACAUCCUCCUCGGAGUUGGACUGAGUGGAAGCUGGAUCAUGUUGACCGGAGCGGAAAGACGACAGCAUCGCCAUCCCAAGAAAGGAUUGAAAUUCAAGAGUUAUCAUAUUGAAGUCAGUAAGACACUGGUGGUUAGCGGGAUCACGUUACUGGUUACUUUGGUGGGGUUGUUAAUUGCGGUGCCGUUGAAUAAAUGGGUGCUUUCCAAGAAGAUUGGAUGGGCGUUGAUUGCGCUGUGGACCAUGUCUACCAUUUUCAACGUGGUUAUAGAGGUCACGGGGGUUUUGGGCGAGGCUGAGGCGUUUAUGGGUUGGGCGUGA